AUGACUGUUGACUACACCUGGUGGAAAGACGCCUCCAUCUAUCAAAUCUGGCCUGCUUCUUACAAAGACUCCAACGGAGACGGAGUUGGAGACAUUCCAGGUAUCAUCUCCACCUUGGACUACGUAAAGAACUUGGGCAUCGACAUUGUUUGGUUGUCCCCAAUGUUCGACUCUCCUCAAGACGACAUGGGUUACGACAUCAGCGACUACGAGAAUGUGUACCCCAAGUACGGAACCCUCGAGGAUAUGGACAAGUUGAUUUCCGAGGUCCACUCUAGAGGCAUGAAGUUGAUCUUGGACUUGGUUAUCAACCACACCUCCUCCGAACACAAGUGGUUCGAAGAGUCCAGAUCCUCUAAGACGAACCCAAAGAGAGACUGGUACAUCUGGAAGCCCGCCAAGUACGACGAGCAGGGCAACAGACACCCACCUAACAACUGGGGUUCUUACUUCUCUGGCAGUGCAUGGAAAUACGACGAAUUGACCGAUGAGUACUACUUGCAUCUUUUUGCCGAGUCACAGCCAGACCUUAACUGGGAGAAUGAGGAAACCAGACAGGCCAUUUACAAAUCCGCAUUGAGCUUCUGGUUCGAGAAGGGUGUGGACGGUUUCAGAAUCGACACUGCUGGUAUGUACUCCAAGGUGCAGACCUUCCCAGAUGCCCCAAUUGUGUUCCAGGACCAGGAGUACCAGCCAUGUAAGCUCUACCACCAGUCUGGUCCAAGAAUUCACGAGUUCCACAAGGAGAUGUUCCAGCAAGUCACUUCCAAGUACGAUGUAAUGACAGUGGGAGAAGUCGGUCACUCGACUCGUGAGGAUGCCUUGAAGUACGUGAGUGCUAAGGAGAAGGAAAUGAAUAUGAUGUUCUUGUUCGAUGUGGUUGAGGUGGGUUCAGACCCUAAGGACAGAUUCCGUUACAAUGGCUUCACGUUGCCAGACCUUAAGAAGGCUGUCCAGAACAUGUGCUCCUUCGUCGAAGGCACUGAUGCCUGGGCCACUGUUUUCACUGAGAACCACGACCAGCCUAGAUCAAUCUCUCGUUUCGGUAACGAUUCGCCAAAGUUCAGAUUUAAGAGUGGUAAGAUGUUGGCACUCUUCCAGGCUUCUUUGACCGGUACCUUGUUCAUUUACCAGGGUCAGGAAUUCGGUAUGUGCAAUGUUCCAAGGGACUGGCCCAUCGAGGAGUACUUGGACAUCAACACCAUCAACUAUGUCAAGAACUUCAAGGCUACAAAUGGCGAAAAGGGCUUAGAUAAGUUGAUGGAUUCAAUUAACUUGUUGGCUAGAGACAAUGCUAGAACCCCCGUUCAAUGGGAUGACUCGGCCAACGCAGGCUUCUCCACUGGUAAGCCUUGGAUGAAGGUCAACCCUAACUACACUGAGGUCAACGCUGCUUCGCAGGUUGAUAACCCUAACUCCUUGUACAACUUCUGGAAGAAGUCCUUGGAGGUUAGAAAGCUGCACAAGGAUCUCUUGAUCUAUGGUAACCUAGAGAUCUUAGAUUUUGACAACGAGAAAGUCUUCUCUUACGUCAAGACAUCUGGUAACUCGAAGGCUUAUGUUGUGUUGAACUUCAGCACUGAAUCAAUCAAGUUUGAGAAGUUGGUUGAUGGUGAUUUGGAGCUCCUCAUCUCCAACGAGGAGCUGUACGAAGAGAGCACUUUGAGCCCAUACGAGGGUAGAAUUUACCUUUUGAACUGA
Molecule: messenger RNA, 1701 nt
Organism: Sungouiella intermedia
Lineage: Eukaryota; Fungi; Ascomycota; Pichiomycetes; Serinales; Metschnikowiaceae
Source: the annotation of a GenBank genome assembly